GUUCUAUGCACGUCAACUUAAAAAGUAUGUUCCACUGACUUCAGUAGGAUUUACUCCCAGGUCAUUUGAAUGUCUUAACCAUCACGAGGUUUCCGCAGUGCCUUAUAACUAGUCAGUACAAGUGCUUGUGUGAACCUCAAGAGCAGACAAGAUGACUUUUAGCCCCUUCAAGAAGAAGCCUCAGCCAGAACCCAUAAUAGCUGUUACCACAGGUACUGCGGGUACACCCCCAACCUCAACAGUGGCACCAGCAGUGUCAAUGGACAACACAACACAGCCUGCCGGCCCGGUAGAGAGCAAGGAGGAUGUCUUUGCCAAGAUUAAAGAAAAGUUCAUGAAUGAGAUAAACAAGAUUCCCUUACCACCAUGGGCUUUGAUUGCCAUUGCUGUAGUUGCUGGGCUGCUGAUCCUCACCUGUUGCUUUUGCAUCUGCAAGAAAUGCCUCUGCAAGAAGAAGAAAAACAAGAAGGACAAAAAGGGGAUGAAAAAUGCAAUGAACAUGAAAGACAUGAAAGGCCAGAACAAACAGGAUGACGAUGACGAUGACGAGGGGGGAGAAGAGGGCGGAGAAGAGGAAGAGGAGAAGGAGCCAGAUAAUCUAGGCAAGCUGCAGUUCUCCCUCGACUAUGAUUUCCAGUCUAACCAGCUCACAGUAGGGAUCCUCCAAGCAGCUGAGCUCCCAGCAUUGGACAUGGGUGGUACAUCUGACCCUUAUGUCAAAGUCUUCCUACUUCCUGACAAGAAGAAGAAAUUUGAGACCAAAGUGCAAAAGAAAACCCUUAAUCCCACCUAUAAUGAGACCUUUGUCUUCAAGGUCCCAUAUCAGGAGCUGGGUGGAAAGACCUUGGUGAUGGCCAUCUAUGACUUUGACCGUUUCUCCAAGCAUGACAUCAUUGGAGAAGUCAAGGUGCCUAUGAACACCGUGGAUCUGGGGCAGCCUAUUGAAGAAUGGAGGGAUCUAGAGAGUGCAGAAAAAGAGGAGCCAGAGAAAUUGGGAGACAUCUGUAUCUCUUUACGAUACGUGCCCACUGCCGGGAAACUUACAGUCUGCAUCCUGGAGGCCAAGAACUUGAAAAAGAUGGAUGUCGGAGGACUUUCAGAUCCCUAUGUGAAGAUUCACCUGCUGCAGAAUGGCAAGAGGCUCAAGAAGAAGAAGACCACUGUCAAGAAGAAGACUCUGAACCCCUACUUCAAUGAGUCCUUCAGCUUUGAAAUUCCCUUUGAGCAGAUACAGAAAGUGCAAGUUGUGAUUACUGUGCUGGAUUAUGACAAGCUGGGGAAGAAUGAAGCCAUCGGCAAAGUAUUUGUCGGCAACAACGCCUCUGGCACAGAGCUAAGGCACUGGUCUGACAUGCUGGCCAACCCACGCCGCCCCAUUGCCCAGUGGCAUUCCCUGAAGCCUGAAGAAGAGGUGGACGCAGCUCUUGGGAAAAAUAAAUAG
Rhineura floridana is the source of this 1441-nucleotide messenger RNA. RefSeq names its product synaptotagmin 2 (gene SYT2). The transcript has 10 exons. Gene Ontology annotation, cellular component: synaptic vesicle membrane; dense core granule; axon. NCBI's taxonomy places the organism in Eukaryota, Metazoa, Chordata, Lepidosauria, Squamata, Rhineuridae. Gene Ontology annotation, biological process: synaptic vesicle endocytosis; cellular response to calcium ion; calcium ion-regulated exocytosis of neurotransmitter. Bases 152 to 1441 code for a protein of 429 amino acids. Gene Ontology annotation, molecular function: phosphatidylserine binding; syntaxin binding; clathrin binding. The record is from RefSeq and is a predicted model, not a curated record.